Messenger RNA from Adineta steineri, 1494 nucleotides. NCBI's taxonomy places the organism in Eukaryota, Metazoa, Rotifera, Eurotatoria, Adinetida, Adinetidae. The record is from the annotation of a GenBank genome assembly.
AUGCCGACAAAUAUCUUCGUAUCAAGUGCAAUUGAUUUGACACUUGAUCUUUCGAUAAAAUCAUUAUCGUCAUCAUCGAAACGAGCAAUGUCAACCGUGGAAAAUACUUCAGCAUCAUUAACAACUUCUGAUCCUGGUGGUGGUGGAGGUGGUAAUUCAACAACAGAUAUUGAUGAAAUAAAAGUAUUUGAAUGUGAAAAACAUGAAGAAGAUAUGGAUAUUGAUGGCGAUGACAAUAGUGAUCGACUUUCACCUGUUAUUAAAGACGAAAUAGAAUCAUCACCCCAGCAAAUAUCAGCAGCAGCAGCGAUAAAUCUUUCCGAUCGUUUAAACAGUGAACAACAAACUCAUAGUUUCUUUCCAUAUUUUAUAUCGCCAUAUUAUCAUGCUAAUAAUACAAUUCCAUCAUUUGACAAAAUGGCUUCAUUAGAAUCAUUAUCAAAAUUUAUGUCACCACCACCAGCUCACAUAACUAAUUCCAAUAUAUGUACUGAUCAAACUACAGGCAUUCCGAAUCCAAUAUAUGCAUUACCAUCACCAACUUCAUUUCAAUCACCAUAUUCUCAACAUUGGCGUUCACCUAUGUUUCCAUUUGUAUUUCCAUCUGGUUAUUCAUUUUCGUCAAAUUCUUCAUCUCCUUCGAUAUCAUCAGCACAAAAACGAUCACCAAAUAAUCGACGUUUUAUUGAUAAUAAUAAUUCUCAACAAAAUCAUCAUAAACAAUCAAUAUCCCAUGAUGAACAAAAAUCAAAAAAAUCUCAUAUAAAAAAGCCUUUAAAUGCUUUUAUGUUAUUUAUGAAAGAACAACGAGCACAAGUUGUACAAGAAUGUACAUUACGUGAAAGUGCUGCCAUUAAUCAAAUACUUGGUCGAAAAUGGCAUGAACUUGAUCGUAAUGUUCAACAAAAAUAUUAUGAUAUGGCACGUGAUGAACGUAUGAAACAUAUGCAAUUAUAUCCUGGUUGGUCAGCUCGAGAUAAUUAUGGUGCACGAAAAAAACGAGGAAAUAGUGGUAAAAAACGAGAGAAAAAUUCAGGUGAAAAUGCAGAAUGUCUUAAUCAAAAAAAAUGUCGAGCACGAUUUGGUCUUGAUCAGCAAGCAAAUUGGUGUAAACAUUGUAAACGAAAGAAAAAAUGUUUACGUUAUACAGAAAAUGAAACAACAUCAUCAGUUGGUGUUACUUCAUGGAGUGAUGAAGAUGAUACGGACAAUAAUGAUGAUUCUGAUGAUUGUGAUGUUAUUCCAAUGAUUGAACAAAAUAAUAUGUCAAUACAUACAGGUAUAUCAAUGGAUUCUGAUGAAGAAAAUACAUUACGUUUAUUAAAAUAUCAACAAACAUCCAAUGAAAAUAAUCGAUCCGAAGGAAAGAUAAUCGGAAAAGAAUCAUCAUUACAAGUACCUUUUUUUCAAUCAUCUCAUCAUUAUCCAUAUUUUGAUUCAUUUUUACCAACAACAUCAAUGCCAAUUUUAAAUGAAUUUAAACAAGAAACAUAA